UAUUACGCAUGCGUCGCUGAUGUUCUGCUUCGUUUCUCGGUCGCCAUUUAUCGUCGCUUCUAAAAAGGUAUCCAGAAUUUCGUCAGUAAUUAGAAGUUAACUAAAGAAUAAAAAUAUAUUAAAAGAAAUAAAUGAAACAAUAAAACAAGAUAAAACAUUAUGUGAGAAUGGCAUCUCGUGCAAAGAAAAUCUUAAGCACUUCUGAAGACAAUAAAAUUACAAAUGGAGCUGUUUCAUCAAAUGAUAUCAAAAAUCAGAAAGAUGGAUAUGAUUCAUAUUCUGAUGCAUCAAAUAAUAAUGAACGGCAGUUAAUAUGUCGCAGUUCAAUGAUCUGUUCUGCCGGCAGUGAUAAAUAUACAUAUGAUUGUGAACCACAAAUGCCAGUGCCUUUAAAACAGUUUGAAAGAAGUGAUGAUACUUUUCGAAGUGUUAGUGAUAUAUCAUCAUUAAGUGCCUGUGAUCAAAUUUCACUUCGUAGUGAUAUAGAAUAUUAUCCUGUGGUAAAAAGAAAUUCUCUUGUACAUCCUGGAAAAAUAGAACUUCAGAGGUCAUUAUGUGUUAAUGGUCGUUUUCAAAAUCCAUGGCCAACUUGGAGACCACCUACAAUUACAAAUAUAUUGAAAUUUGGAUUAUCGAAGGACAAAAGUAAUAUUCCUACAAAGCAGGAAUUAGAUCUUGUUUUGCCUAUUGUAAAACCUAGAUUUACUGAUUAUAUUGUGCCUCCUGAAGAUGGUGUUAGAGUUACUUGGCUUGGACAUGCAACAGUAUUGGUGCAACUGGAUAGUAUAAAUAUUUUAACAGAUCCUAUAUUUAGUGAAAGAGCAUCUCCCAGUCAAGUUGUUGGUCCAAAAAGAUAUAGAGAUAUACCUUGUUCUGUUUUUGAAUUGCCAGUUAUUCAUGCUGUAGUUAUCAGCCACACCCAUUAUGAUCAUUUAGACUUAAAUACAGUUGUGCAAUUAAAUUCAAGAUUUGGCUCAGAAUUAAGAUGGUUUGUUCCUUUGGGUUUACUUACUUGGAUGCAGCAAGUAGGCUGUGAAAAUGUAGUAGAAUUAGAUUGGUGGGAAGAAAAUACUAUUGGAGAGAAUAAUGAUGUUUCAUUUAUUUUCACUCCUGCACAACAUUGGUGUAAACGUACUAUUACAGAUGAUAAUAAGGUACUUUGGGGUAGUUGGUCAAUUGUAGGUCCUAGACAUCGUUUCUUUUUUGCUGGAGAUACAGGAUACUGUGAUGUUUUUAAACAAAUUGGACACAUGUAUGGACCAUUUGAUCUUUCUGCUAUUCCAAUUGGAGCAUAUGAUCCAAGGUGGUUUAUGAAAUAUCAGCAUGUAGAUCCAUUAGAAGCAGUUAUGAUUCAUAUGGAUGUUCAAAGCAAAUGUACUGUGGCAAUCCACUGGGGAACAUUUUCUUUAGCAAAUGAGUAUUAUUUAGAUCCACCAAUAAAGUUGCGAGAGAGUUUGGAAAGAAAUAACUUACGACCAGACUCAUUUUUCACCCUCAAGCACGGAGAAACUAAAUUGAUUCGAGAUGGAAUGAAAGUACGCUCAAGAUUAAAUUGAAUGAAAAUCUGUGUUUUGUUUUGUGAUAGGAUGUAUGUGCAGAUGAUAAAUUUUGUUAAAAAUUUGUACUCAUAUACGAUAUAACUAAUCAAAAUAAUUUUGUUUAUAAAGUACAAUACCUGUUUUAUCACUGCAUUUUUAGCAGUUUGCACUGUAACAAAAUCAAU
This is a messenger RNA of Centruroides sculpturatus (bark scorpion), 1723 nucleotides long. Its product is annotated as N-acyl-phosphatidylethanolamine-hydrolyzing phospholipase D-like. The transcript is spliced from 8 exons. Gene Ontology annotation, molecular function: N-acylphosphatidylethanolamine-specific phospholipase D activity. Gene Ontology annotation, biological process: N-acylphosphatidylethanolamine metabolic process; N-acylethanolamine metabolic process. NCBI's taxonomy places the organism in Eukaryota, Metazoa, Arthropoda, Arachnida, Scorpiones, Buthidae. The record is from RefSeq and is a predicted model, not a curated record. Bases 168 to 1556 code for a protein of 462 amino acids. Gene Ontology annotation, cellular component: membrane-bounded organelle; cytoplasm.